Molecule: messenger RNA, 1353 nt
Organism: Trichomonas vaginalis G3
Lineage: Eukaryota; Parabasalia; Trichomonadida; Trichomonadidae
Product: cysteine proteinases family
Exons: 1
Coding region: 1-1353 (450 amino acids)
Biological process (GO): proteolysis
Molecular function (GO): cysteine-type peptidase activity
Source: RefSeq, a predicted model, not a curated record
AUGUUUUUGCUAACUUGCUUUGCUCGAUCUUUCAAGGAUUCAGAUCCUCUUAUAACACAAGAUAUGGUUGAUGCAAUUAACAACGAUCCUAAUGCACCAUUCAAGGCAACACUUUAUCCAAAGUUUGCAAAAAUGACUGUUGGUGAUGCUAAGCGUUUCUUGUCACCAGUUCGCCCACCACCACAAAACCACGGCUCAGCUGUUCCAGUUGGUGCUAACGAAGAAUUCUUCAACUGGGUUGAUAACAACUACAUUACAGGUCUCACAAAUGUUGUCGCCUUUAAUGGAUGGAAUAAUGCUUCGAACCAAGAUGCAGAUCAGAGUCAUAUUUCAGGAGGCAGAUCUAUCCGUCCUAAUACCAGCAUUGUCAAAUUCCCAGUUUUUGAUGUCACAAAGUUGUGCAGCUCAUGGGCACCAGCAGUCACAUCUGCAAUGACAAUCUCUGUUUCACGUUGGGCCGGUCAAUUCGUCAACUUCUCUCUUCAGUACGUUCUUGAUUGUGACAUGCUCGGCGAUUCAUGCAUUGAACGUACUCCACUCAAUGCAUACCAACUCUUCUGGACAUACCAUCCUCCGGACUUCGAUAGCUGGGACAGACCAGGCGAUGAACACUCAGAAAGAAAAGAAUCUAUGCAAGCACCACGCUCUGAUUUCAAGAGAGCCAACUGUGCUAAUAACAGAUGCUAUCCAGGCUUGACAGGCUGCAAGCGUCACUGGGCACUCACAGGAAGCUGCAACCCAGGUGAUCCAGAAACAGGUUGCCCAAUCUACUUCCUUUAUAACUGGCGCUGGAUUAAAUCUCAUCUUUGGGAAGUUGGUGCAGUUACUUCUUCAAUCACUGUUUACCAAACUCUUUUCUCUUAUCAGGAUGGUGUUUACUCAAGCUAUUAUAAAUCAGCUGGAGGAGAUGGUUUUGAUAAUCAGGGAAUUCUUGGUAUGCUUGAUGUUACAAUUAUUGGAUGGGGCCAAAAAGAGUUGAAUUUAUCCACUAACAAUGAACUUUACACUAAGGAACUCCAAAGAUAUUGGUGGGUUAUUCCACACUUUGGAGUUAAAUUUGGUGUGAAAUAUGAUCCAUGUGAUGUCAAUUCACACAAAUGCGUAGAUAGGGCACUUGUUGCAGAAAGUGGAAAAACUAAAGUUACAACGAAAGACGAUCAAAUCAGAAUUGAUACAUUAAAUAUUGCUGGUUAUGGUGGUGGUGUACAAUCUGAUUCAGUUAAAGGUUUCAUAAAGUUCAACCGUAGAUUUGAUGACUGCAACAUUGAAUCACAUGCAGUUGGUGCUGUUCCAUACAACUUUGUUCCACUUCCACACAGAACACCAUCUCCAACAGAUGAUGAGACAACAUAA